CGGUGGCUCUGGUUGAGGAGGGGGGAGGCGUGGCGUAGUGCGCUACCUGGACACAAGUCGGGGAACUGAUCACCCCCGGCUGGGUCGCCCGAGUGAGGGUGUAUGACUAAGACCCGAAACACCCAGUGAUCUCGGGAGAGUCACUGAAGAUGUGUCCAGGUUGCACCACUAGGUGUAUUACAAUCCUAAUCCAACAUGGCAGAGCCAUUGACUUUCAGGAAAGACUGGAUGACAACCCCGAAAGUGUGGUGACAUCUGGAGAGACAGAGGACAGCUCGGAGAGACGGCAACUGGGGCAGGUAGGGGUAGCAUCCCGAACUGCAGCUCCCGCAAGGGAGCACCCUAACAACGCUACGAAGAACCCUAAAGAGUUAUACCCCCAGGGGUGCCCGAGAGGGGGGGAGAAUGAGCACCCCAACUGGACGGAUUCUAUGGUAACGACCCUUGCAAACGGACAGUUGACGACGAGUGCAGUCUGCAAAUGUGGCAAGGUCUGCAAAAAUCUGAAAGGUCUGAAGAUUCACCAGACCAAGAUGCGCUGUUUAAGGAACCCCGUGGAGCAACGCACAGUGCCAGUACCCAGUACGGCAUCUGGUGAGACGGAGGAGGAUCCGGGCCCGGAGUCACCCCACAGUGCCCAGAGCCUCCAUGCACUACCGGCGACGCCCCAAAGCAGAGCCUCAGAACAUCGACAGAUUUUGUGGCCCGCUGCCAACAAGGAGUCGGAGUGGCUUCAGUUUGAUAAGGAUGUUGAUUCAGCCCUAGAAGUAACAGCGAAGGGUGAUGUGGACCAGAGGCUCAAGACAAUGAGCACAUUCAUAAUCAGCAUUGCAUCAGACAGGUUUGGCAUCAAGGAACAUCGUGCCACCAAGACAACUAAUGUAGCAAUUCCAAACCGGCGUGAGAAAAAGAUCGCUCAACUCAGACAAGAGCUGAGGGCACUAAGGUACCAGUACAGGAAGGCGAGUGACGAAGAGAAGAAGGCCUUGGCAGAACUAAGGAUUGUGGUGAGGGAGAGGCUGCUCAUCCUCCGCCGUGCUGAGUGGCACAGGAAGAGAGGAAAGGAGAGGGCCCGCAAGCGCAGCUCCUUUAUCGCAAACCCAUUUGGAUUUGCAAAGAAACUGCUGGGAGAGAAAUGCAGUGGCCAGCUCUCAUGUCCGAAGGAAGACAUCAACCGCCACUUAAGGAACACUUACAGUGACGGCAUGAGAGACCAAGACCUUGGCCCCUGUGAAGCCCUGAUAUGCCCAUCUGAACCCAGUACACUUUUUGACACCAGAACACCCACCUUUAAGGAGGUCAAAGAGGUAAUCAAAGCGUCAAGAGCUGCAUCAGCACCAGGCCCCAGUGGAGUCCCAUACAAGGUCUUCAAACAUUGCCCCCGCCUGCUGGAGCGUCUGUGGAAGAUCUUCAGAGCUAUCUGGAAAAGAGGGAAGGUGCCCCAGAUGUGGAAGCAUGCAGAGGGAGUAUGGAUUCCCAAAGAGGAAAACGCAAAGAACAUUGAGCAGUUCAGAUCAAUAUCCCUCCUCAGUGUGGAGUGCAAGGCCUUCUUUAAGGUAAUUUCCAACCGUCUCAUGGAAUUUCUGCUGAAGAACUCCUACAUCGAUACAUCUGUGCAAAAGUGGGGUGUGCCAGGAGUCCCGGGGUGUAUCGAGCACACUGGUGUAGUGACACAGCUGAUCCGUGAGGCGAGAGAGAGCAGGGGUGAUUUGGCGGUUCUUUGGCUGGACCUCGCCAAUGCUUAUGGAUCGAUUCCGCACAAGUUGGUGGAAUUAUCCCUGAGCAGAUAUCAUGUCCCAGAGAAGGUGCGGCACCUCAUCCUGGACUAUUAUGAAGAUUUUAGUCUCAGGGUGUCCUCAGGGGCAUCAACAUCGGAUUGGCACCGUCUGGAAAAAGGAAUAAUCACUGGCUGCACGAUCUCUGUCUCCCUGUUUGCCCUCGCCAUGAAUAUGUUGGUUAAGUCAGCAGAAGUAGAGUGCCGAGGCCCAUUAUCCAAAUCUGGUACCCGGCAGCCACCAAUCCGAGCAUUUAUGGAUGACCUCACGGUAACUACUACAUCAGUGCCUGGGUGCAGAUGGUUGCUGCAAGGCCUGGAUAGACUCAUCUCUUGGGCAAGGAUGAGUUUCAAGCCUGGGAAGUCCAGAUCCCUGGUCUUGCGGAAAGGGAAGGUAACGGACCGCUUCCGCUUCAGCCUGGGAAAUACCACUAUUCCAUCUGUGUCUGAAAAACCAGUGAAGAGCCUUGGAAAGCUCUUCAAUGGUGAUCUGAAGGACACCGCUGCACGGCAAGCAACCAGCACCAACCUUAACCAGUGGCUCCUAGCUGUUGACAAGUCUGGACUUCCUGGGAAGUUCAAGGCUUGGAUCUAUCAGCACAACAUCCUGCCCCGUCUCCUCUGGCCUUUGCUGAUGUAUGAGAUCCCACUUACGACCGUGGAGGGCUUUGAGAGGAAGAUCAGUCAGUACCUGCGCAGGUGGCUGGGCUUGCCUCGCAGUCUGAGCAGUAUUGCCCUGUUUGGACAUGGGACCAAGCUCACGCUCCCGUUGAGCAGCGUGUCAGAGGAGUUCAAGGUUGCCCGGGCUAGAGAAGUCCUUCUCUACAGAGACUCCACUGAUGGGAAGGUGUCUUCAGCAGGGAUAGAGGUCCGCACUGGAAGAAAGUGGCGUGCCAAGGACGCAGUGGAAAGAGCCGAGGCGAGGCUGCAUCACAGCACCAUGGUGGGUACAGUGGCCACAGGGCGGGCAGGGCUGGGCAGCAACCCGAAGCCCUGCUACAACAGAGUGACAGGGAAGGACAGGCGUAAACUCAUCCAAGAGGAGGUUCGGGCAGAGGUGGAAGAAGCUCGCUUCAGCAGGGUGGUGGGCAUGAGCAAGCAGGGGGCCUGGACCAAGUGGGAGCAUGUUUCCAGCCGUAAGAUCACCUGGACUGAUGUAUGGAGGGCGGAGCCACAUCAUUUCAGGUUCCUCGUCCAAGCGGUGUAUGAUGUCCUCCCGAGCCCCACUAACCUGUUCACCUGGGGCCUGAUAGAAUCACCUGCGUGUCAACUCUGCCAGAGGAAAGGGUCUCUUGAGCACAUCCUAAGCUGCUGCCCAAAGGCCCUGGGAGAUGGCAGAUACCGCUGGCGCCAUGACCAGGUCCUGCGGGCAAUAGCAGAUACCAUCUGCACUGGCAUAAACACCAGCAAGAGUCAACCUCUAAGCAGGAGCAUGAUUGCCUUUGUUCGAGCAGGGGAGAAACUGCAACCCUCCAAGAAGACCCAAAGGGGCCUGCUCAUGACAGCAAGGGACUGGCAGCUCUUGGUCGAUCUGGGGAGGCAGUUGAGAUUCCCGGAUUACAUCGCAGCCACGACACUCCGCCCGGACAUGGUGCUGUCAUCAACUUCCACCAGGCAGGUUGUGCUGCUUGAACUAACUGUUCCUUGGGAGGACAGAAUAGAGGAAGCCCAGGAGAGGAAGAGGGCUAAAUACACAGAACUUGUGGCUGAGUGCCGGAGGAAUGGCUGGAAGGCCCGCUGUGAGCCUAUUGAAGUGGGCUGCAGGGGCUUCGCAGGCAGAUCUCUACACCGUGUCCUUGGACUCCUAGGGAUUUGCGGUCUGCAGAGACGAAGAGCAACCAAGAACAUCUUGGAAGCAGCUGAAAAGGCUUCUAGGUGGCUCUGGUUGAGGAGGGGGGAGGCGUGGCGUAGUGCGCUACCUGGACACAAGUCGGGGAACUGAUCACCCCCGGCUGGGUCGCCCGAGUGAGGGUGUAUGACUAAGACCCGAAACACCCAGUGAUCUCGGGAGAGUCACUGAAGAUGUGUCCAGGUUGCACCACUAGGUGUAUUACAAUCC
Messenger RNA from Cyprinodon tularosa, 3833 nucleotides. RefSeq lists its product as uncharacterized. The record is from RefSeq and is a predicted model, not a curated record. Bases 150 to 3716 code for a protein of 1188 amino acids. Lineage: Eukaryota; Metazoa; Chordata; Actinopteri; Cyprinodontiformes; Cyprinodontidae. The transcript has a single exon.